UUCAUUUAUGCUACACAGUGAAAAAAUUGUUCUCAUCCGUGCCCCACAUCUAGCGAACAAAUUUGAGGAAUCGAAUGUUAAGUUCGAGGGAUCAUCUGAAUCUGACUUGAGUGCGUUCAUUAAAGAGAAUUUCCAUGGUUUGGUCGGCCAUCGUACACAGGACUCUGUACGUGAUUUCAAAAAUCCACUUAUUGUUGCUUACUAUUCUGUUGACUACGUUAAGAAUGCCAAGGGUACGAAUUAUUGGCGCAAUCGUGUUCUCAAAGUGGCAAAAGAGUUCUCCAACAAAGCUACAUUCGCUGUUAGUGCNAUUUUUGUUUAAAA
Molecule: messenger RNA, 324 nt
Organism: Rhagoletis zephyria (snowberry fruit fly)
Lineage: Eukaryota; Metazoa; Arthropoda; Insecta; Diptera; Tephritidae
Product: protein disulfide-isomerase A3-like
Source: RefSeq, a predicted model, not a curated record